CGCAGACGCAAGCUGGGCGGUGGCCCCGGUUAAAGGGGAAACUUGACAGCGCUGCGCCCGCUCCGCUGCGCGCUGCCCGCUCCGCUCCGCCGCUCCCGGCUCCGCGACUUGUACCCGAGACCACCGCCAGGAUGCUGCUCUUGCUGCUGGGGAUCAUCGUGCUCCACGUCACCGUGCUGGUGCUCCUCUUCGUCUCCACUGUCGUCAGCCAAUGGCUCGUGAACGGCGGGCAGACAGCGGACCUGUGGCAGAACUGCACCUCUGGGACCGGUGCCAUCUUCCAGUGCCUGACAUCAUCCCCGAAUGAAUGGUUGCAGUCUGUCCAAGCAAUGAUGAUCCUCUCCGUCAUCUUCAGCGUCUUGUCCCUCUUCCUGUUCUUCUGUCAGCUCUUCACACUCACUAAAGGUGGACGGUUUUACCUUACUGGGAUCUUCCAAAUCCUCGCUGGGCUCUGCGUGAUGAGUGGUGCAGCCAUCUUCACAGUGAGGCACACGGACUGGCACGAAGCCUCGGAAAACAUCUCCUAUGGCUUCGCCUAUAUCCUGGCAUGGCUGGCCUUCCCCCUGGCCCUCGCCAGUGGCAUCAUUUAUGUCAUCCUACGGAAACGGGAGUGAUGCUGCAGGAAGUGCAGCCAGGGCACUGCUGACAUGCAUGGAGGAGAUGGAGGCGGGGGAAAAUAGACGAGAAAACGGAAAAGAAAAUUAACCAAAAAAAAAAACAAAAAAAACCCAAAAAACAAAAAAAACAAAAAAAAAGGAAUUAAACCCUCCCACCAAAAACCAAACCAAACCCAACCGACCCCAAAAGGAAACACUCAAAGGGUUACUUGUUAAUUGAAGAUGUAUAUAGUAUCUAUGGUUUAAAAAACCUAUUUAUAACACUUUUUACAUAUAUGUACAUAGUAUUGUUCGCUUUUGUUGACCAUACGCUAUGUUUUAAAGCCUAAAGAAAGUGCCUAAGGAAUUAUUACUCCUAACAGUGUAACAAGAGCGCGGUGAUUUCUCUCUCAUGCAGAACCCUCUUUGAUCUGAUCUGUCCUUCUCCAUCCCAGCCUCAGUCGAGCCCUGGGACCCGCAGCUCUGGCUGCUCUUACACUGGCACAAAGCAGUGCUUCUCCACUGGAGUUUCGCCUGCUGCUGUCAGCUGGAGGUUUGGUCCCUGCUCCUCCUGCCUGCUGUGAUUUGGCAGCUGGGGUGCCAGGGUUGGCGGAGGCACUUCCAAAAGGUUCGAAGGGUUUUGAAGCAAGGGAUUGCCAAAAGUGCCUAAAUGACUUACUGCCCAAGUCCCACUGCCUUGCCACCACACCCACUGAGAUUUUGGGCUUUUAAAUCACUUAGGUUGAAUGCAAUCAAGCAGGGGCUGUGCUCCCUCCCCGUGUGUGCUGGGUGCAGCCCAAGCUUGGGUACUCCCAUCAUGAAAUGCACAUGAUCUUUGUGUGGAGGUAGAGCACUGAUGAGCAGGAAGCAGACCCAGUAUAUCUAUGAAAUCAAAUGCCAGAUAUAUGAAAUGGUGCUAUCUAUUUACCAUUCCUUAUAUUGCUAGCAAUUUAACCUUAUUCACUGGAAAUUCAGCUAACAAUCUUGAGGUAAACAACAAAGCUAGAAGUGAGAAAUAAUUCUGUGUAAUAUAAAUGAGCUUACAACUGCUUUUGUACUUAGAUGACUUACUAUUGUUUUUAAUAAAGCAUUUAUAACCAAGGUUCCUUUUCCCCCCAUGAUCAAGAGGAACAGAAGCAGCUCUGGCUGGAGCCCCGCUGGCCCAAUGCCAGAGCGCGAUGUCUGUCCUCUGUCUGUGUGUCAGACGUGUCUGGCAAUGAACGGGCACCUGUGCAGACCCCAGGCUGCCUCCUGAGGACUCCAGACACUGCGUUGCUGUCGUCGUUUUUGUUUCAUUUGGGUUUUUCUUUUCUUUCUUUCUUUCUUUUUUUUUUUUUUUUUUGCUUUGCUUUUCUGAUUUUAUACCGACUGUGUGUGGACU
Lagopus muta (rock ptarmigan) is the source of this 1977-nucleotide messenger RNA. It is a transcript of the gene PMP22, whose product is annotated as peripheral myelin protein 22. Gene Ontology annotation, cellular component: plasma membrane. Bases 132 to 614 code for a protein of 160 amino acids. The transcript is spliced from 5 exons. The record is from RefSeq and is a predicted model, not a curated record. Lineage: Eukaryota; Metazoa; Chordata; Aves; Galliformes; Phasianidae.